UCUGAACCGUCCAUCGGAAUACUGGCAAGGUGAUAACCACACUGUUUGAUGCGAUAUUUAUAGCCUUUCAAAGUGGAGAGAUCUGACGCACAGCAAGACACAAUGCAGGAAUCUGAGCCCAGCGUGUGUCAGCUGCAGCCCAACAUCAUCUCAGUGCGCCUCUUCAAAAGAAAGAUCGGUGGGCUGGGCUUUCUGGUCAAACAACGUGUGUGCAAGCCGCCCGUCAUUGUCUCUGACCUCAUCCGGGGCGGGGCAGCGGAGGAAUGUGGGCUGGUCCAAGUCGGCGACAUCGUCCUGGCCGUGAACAACAAGCCUUUGGUGGACCUGAGCUACGAAUGUGCACUCGAGACCCUGAAGAACGUGUCGCCUGAGAGCCAUGCCGUCCUCAUCCUCCGCGGACCCGAGGGCUUCACCACUUACCUGGAGACCACGCUGAGCAGUGACGGGAAACCCAAAACAGUUCGCAUCACCAGGCCUGUUAACCCCGCUCAGAGCAGGCCGUGCGAUCGAUGUUCGCCUCUCAGCCCCAACAUGACCAAAGAGCUCCGGGUCAUAGAGAACCUGUCCUCUUCCUCUGCUCCCAGGAAAGAACCACGGGAGAGCAAACCCCUAAUUCCCCUGCUCACCCAGGACUCUCUGCUCAGAGAAGGAGGCCAUUCAGCCCUCCUCCUUAACGGGGUGGAGGAGAACAACGACCUGCUUAAGGAGAUAGAGCCAGUGCUGAAGCUCAUCAAGAACAGCAAAAAAGAGAUAAAUGGAGAAGGUCAGAGAGUCAUAGAGAGGAAGGAUGUUGAAGUGCAGGUGGAGAGAGACCUUGGUGCGGGAAAUGGACAGAACGCCCAGCUGGCGUCGGAUAACGACAGAGUGUUUGAUGACCUCUGGAGAAAGGACAAUAUGCCUACAGUGCUUAACAACCCUUACUCAGAGAGUGACAAGCCGCCGUCCCAUGGGAGAGUUUCCCCCACUAAGACUGUGCAGAAUGGAAGUCCCACCAAAUGUCCCAGAUUCAUGAAAGUGAAGAACUGGGAAACUGGAGCUUUAUACAAUGAUACUCUACAUCUCAGCUCCAGCAAGGUGCCGAUCUGCACUGAGAGUGUUUGUAUAGGCUCUGUUAUGGUGCCAAACCAGCACAGUCACAAACCAGAUGAAGUCCGAAGAAAAGAGGAACUGCUACCGCUUGCAACAGAUUUUAUCGACCAGUACUACACAUCAAUCAAAAGAUGCGGCUCAAAGGCCCAUGUUGACCGGCUAGAAGAGGUUAAAAAAGAAAUAGAAACUUCUGGAACAUAUCAACUGAAGGACACAGAGCUGAUUUACGGGGCCAAACAUGCAUGGAGAAAUGCAGCUCGCUGUGUUGGACGGAUUCAGUGGUCCAAACUACAGGUGUUCGAUGCUCGAGACUGCACAACCGCUCAUGGAAUGUUUAAUUACAUCUGUAACCACAUCAAAUAUGCCACCAACAAAGGAAACCUCAGAUCGGCUAUUACCAUCUUCCCCCAGAGGACAGACGGGAAGCAUGACUUCCGGGUGUGGAACAGCCAGUUGAUCCGGUACGCAGGCUACAAGCAGCCUGAUGGAUCAAUUCUCGGAGAUCCGGCUUCGGUGGAGCUUACAGAGAUCUGUAUACAGCAAGGAUGGAAAGCUCCAAAAAGCCGUUUUGACGUUUUGCCCCUUCUUCUCCAAGCCAAUGGGAACGAUCCAGAGCUUUUUGAGAUUCCUGAUGAUCUUGUACUCGAGGUUCCCAUUAUACAUCCAAAGUUCGAAUGGUUUAAGGAGCUGAAUCUAAAGUGGUACGGCCUUCCUGCCGUGUCUAACAUGCUGUUAGAGAUCGGGGGACUGGAGUUCACCGCCUGCCCCUUUAGCGGCUGGUACAUGGGGACCGAGAUCGGUGUCAGAGACUUCUGCGAUAGCUCUCGAUACAACAUACUUGAGGAAGUAGCUACAAUGAUGGGGCUGGACACGAGGAAGACUUCAUCCCUGUGGAAGGACCAGGCACUGGUGGAGAUCAACAUCGCAGUCCUGUAUAGUUUCCAGAUGUCAAAGGUUACCAUAGUAGACCAUCAUUCAGCCACCGAGUCCUUCAUGAAGCACAUGGAGAAUGAGUACAGAGUGAGGGGAGGCUGCCCGGGUGACUGGGUUUGGAUAGUGCCACCCAUGUCAAGCAGCAUUACACCUGUUUUCCAUCAGGAAAUGCUCAACUAUCGCCUCACACCUUCUUUUGAGUACCAGCCUGACCCAUGGAACACUCACGUGUGGAAAGGAGUGAAUGGGACGCCCACAAAGAAAAGAACGAUUGGAUUCAAGAAACUUGCCAAGGCUGUGAAAUUCUCCGCCAAACUCAUGGGACAGGCCAUGGCCAAGAGGGUCAAAGCCACCAUCUUGUUCGCCACAGAAACUGGGAAAUCGCAAGACUAUGCAAAAACUCUCUGUGAGAUUUUCAAGCAUGCAUUUGAUGCCAAGGUGAUGUCCAUGGACGAAUAUGACACAGUCGACUUGGAACACGAGACCCUUGUAAUAGUGGUGACAAGUACGUUCGGCAAUGGGGACCCUCCUGAAAAUGGAGAGAAAUUUGGUGCGGCACUGAUGGAGAUGAGACAUCCCACCACCAGCGUAGAGGACAGAAAGACGUACAAGGUGCGUUUUAACAGCGUCUCGUCAUAUUCUGAUACCCGCAAAUCCUCCAGUGACGAACCUGAAUCCAAAGCCAACUUUGAGAGCACUGGACCACUUGCUAAUGUGAGAUUCUCUGUGUUUGGCCUUGGCUCUCGGGCAUACCCACACUUCUGUGCGUUUGCCCACGCAGUGGACACGCUGUUCGAAGAGCUCGGUGGGGAGCGAAUCCUGCGCAUGGGAGAGGGAGAUGAACUCUGCGGCCAAGAGGAAUCCUUCAGAACAUGGGCCAAGAAGGUCUUCAAGGAAUUCUCUGUGUUUGGCCUUGGCUCUCGGGCAUACCCACACUUCUGUGCGUUUGCCCACGCAGUGGACACGCUGUUCGAAGAGCUCGGUGGGGAGCGAAUCCUGCGCAUGGGAGAGGGAGAUGAACUCUGCGGCCAAGAGGAAUCCUUCAGAACAUGGGCCAAGAAGGUCUUCAAGCAAAAAUACCCAAGCCGAUCGACUAUAUUUGUGCGUCUUGAUGCCAACAACCACGAGAGCCUGAAAUACUUGCCUGGUGACCAUUUAGGCGUUUUCCCUGGCAACAACGAAGUUCUAGUUACGACUCUUAUCGAGAAACUGGAGGAUGCACCACCUAUCAACCAAAUUGUGAAAGUGGAGUUCUUGGAAGAACGAAACACAGCGUUGGGUGUGAUUAGUAACUGGACGGACGAGAGUCGUAUUCCGCCCUGUACCAUCUAUCAGGCUUUCAAAUACUUCCUGGACAUAACCACCCCUCCAAGUCCCCUGCUACUGCAACAAUUUGCUCCUCUAGCGACUAAUGAGAAACAGAGAAAGAGACUAGAGGUACUCAGCAAGGGUUUGCAGGAAUAUGAGGAGUGGAAGUGGUACAAUAAUCCCACCAUAGUGGAGGUGUUGGAGGAGUUCCCAUCCCUCCAGAUCCCGUCCACCCUUCUCUUGACCCAGCUACCCCUCCUACAGGCACGAUACUACUCCAUCAGCUCCUCUCCAGACCUCCAUCCAGGAGAGAUACACCUCACUGUGGCAGUGGUGUCCUAUCGGCCCAGAGAUGGAGAAGGUCCCAUACACCAUGGAGUGUGUUCCUUCUGGCUCAAUAGCUUGGAAGAAGGCGAUACGGUGCCAUGCUUUGUCAGAGGGGCUCCAAUGUUCCGUAUGCCAAAAGACAGCCAGGUUCCAUGUAUUCUGAUUGGUCCAGGCACUGGAAUUGCUCCAUUCAGAAGCUUCUGGCAACAGAGACUGUAUGAUAUUGAAAACAAGGGAAUCAAGGCAUGCCCCAUGAUCUUGGUUUUCGGUUGUCGGCAGUCACAGAUUGACCACAUUUACAAGGAAGAGACCAUCCAGGCCAAGAACAAGGAAGUGUUUAAAGAGCUUUACACUGCAUACUCCAGAGAACCUGGGAAACCAAAGAAAUACGUCCAGGAUGUGCUUCGCGAGCAGCUGUCUGAAACAGUGUACAAGUAUCUGAGAGAAGAAGGAGGACAUAUCUACGUCUGUGGAGACGUCACCAUGGCUGGAGAUGUACUGAAAACAGUCCAGCAGAUCUUUAAACUGCAUGGAAACAUGUCUCUGGAAGAUGCUGGCUUCUAUAUCAGCAAACUAAGGGAUGAGCAUCGAUACCAUGAGGACAUUUUCGGUGUGACCCUGCGCACUUACGAGGUCACCAACCGUCUAAGGUCGGAGUCUAUUGCAUUCAUCGAAGAGAGCAAGAAAGACACGGAUGAGGUGUUUUGCUCAUAGUCGCCUUUUCCGACCAUUUCGCUGGUUUUUGUUCACACUCUAAUCAGCCAACCAGAAGCAUGAUGGGACACCAACCAUGAUUCACGAAAACUGUGCCAAGUUUGUUUGUUUAAAAUGUUCUUCUUUUCUUUUUUUUUUAAAUGGAAUAUUUCAUUUUCUUUGCUAGGUCUUGUUUGAUGUGCAUCUCUAUGAUCAAAAUCUGCAUUAAUACAAGUACCUUUCACUUGAAUUUCUGAAUGCACUUUUUUUUAUGCG
This is a messenger RNA of Sinocyclocheilus grahami, 4626 nucleotides long. Its product is annotated as nitric oxide synthase, brain-like. The transcript has 30 exons. Gene Ontology annotation, biological process: nitric oxide biosynthetic process. Lineage: Eukaryota; Metazoa; Chordata; Actinopteri; Cypriniformes; Cyprinidae. The record is from RefSeq and is a predicted model, not a curated record. Gene Ontology annotation, molecular function: calmodulin binding; flavin adenine dinucleotide binding; NADP binding. The coding region runs from base 103 to 4371 and encodes 1422 amino acids.